AAUCUCGCGAGAUGGAGCGCACUCCGACGGAGGGCCAGCGCGGAACAGAUUUAAGAAGCCGACAGAGCGUGUGAAGCUCAGAGAAAAAGAGGAUCCGCGGGGAGCUGUUCUGCACGGCGAGAAGCUGCGCAGAACCUAUCGGUAGCAUUUCAUCAGAAUCCCCACCCCGCGUUUCACCGUCCAGCUUCAGAACGCAAAGGACUUCGUCAUUGCGAAUAUGAGUGGAAAUCCUUCGGCCUCUGCUGUGUCUUGCAGCCACGCCUUUCAGAUGAUCACCAUGAGAAAGGAAACAGGCUUAGGGGUGACGAUUGUCGGAGGGAUGAAUCACAACGAAGGGCCCCUGGUGUAUAUCCAGGACAUCAUCCCCGGCGGAGACUGCCACGAGGACGGACGACUAAAGCCUGGUGAUCAGCUCGUAUCCAUAAAUAAGGAGUCUCUGAUUGGUGUUUCAUUUGAAGAAGCCAAACACAUCAUUAUGCGAGCAAAGCUGAGACCAGAAUCCACCUGGGAGAUAGCAUUCAUCCGGCAAAACUGUCCGGACAGGGCCCCUGAGGGCCCACGGCCCGCUCCUCUCUCAGCCUCAUCGCUCAAUCAUGAACAACCCCGGACUUCAGCCCCUUUGAACGUUCUCCCACCUCAGGUGGAGAAUCCAGCUCUAAGUUCUGGGAAUUGCCCGUUUCCUGAUCUUAAGACAGCUCAGGAGGCCGGGUUCAAGACGAGAGAACCAUUUCCAGUUACCUCUUCAAACAACAGUCUUUCAGAUGCAUCUUCGACCGAUCUUAGCCCCGAAUGGCCUGAGGACUGUGAACGCCGAGGAAAGAAGAUUUCCCUAAACCCCUCCGUUCGCUUUCAUGCCAAGAAAUUGGAGACGGCUUUGAAUUACUUGGGGAUCCAGCCCACCGAGGAGCAGCAUCAAGCUCUGAGCCAGCAAGUGCCCUUAGACCCCAAAGGGAUGGUGUCUUUUGGAGAUUUCGUCCAAGUGGCUCGAAACCUGUUCUCUCUGCAUUUGGAUGAAGGAGGUGUGGAACUCAGAGUUGGUGAGAAAAGUGUCCAAGAUCUCUCCAGCCUACUGGAUUCAGAGCUUUCUCCCUAUGACCCUUCAGAAGUGGAUGAUGUAGAAAGGCUUAAAAGCGAAAGGAGUGAUGCUUUGAAGGAAGUGAAGAAACUAAAGGAAGAGCUACUAGAAUCUGAAAAUCAAAGGAAACAGAUGAAUGAAGAACUCCAAAAUGUUAAACAGGAAGCCAAGGCCGCGGUCGAAGAGGCCCGAGCCCUGCGGAGCAGGGUCCACCUGGCAGAAGCCGCCCAGAUGCAGGCCCGUGGGGUGGAAAUGGACUACGAAGAGCUCAUCCGCCUUCUCGAGGCCGAGAUGGCCCAGCUGAAGAUCCAGCUUGCCGAUCGCUCCGACCAAAAUCAAGGAAGCGUCCAAGAUUUAAGAAAAAGGAUCAAGGUGCUGGACUGCCAACUGAGAAAGUCGGAGAUGUCUCGGAGAACCUUGGAAGUAGCCGCUGAAAAGCUGUUGCAGUUUGCAGAGGCUGUCCAUGAGAUAUUUUCAGAUUCUUGUUCCUCUUCAUCAAAUUUAAGUGACAGGAGGGUUUCACUGCCGUCUCAAACGCUGCUUCCGCGCCUUGGGAAGAAGGACCGUGUUACACCGGCAGCGGUGGCCGUGGAAGCCAAAGAACUUGCCGAAUCGGUGCGGGCCAUUCUCGAGGUGGACUGCCUACCAUAUGGAUGGGAGGAAGCUUACACGGCGGAUGGAAUCAAGUACUUCAUCAACCACGUGACCCAGACGACAUCGUGGACGCACCCGGUGGCCGGCACCCUGAGUUGGUCCUGUCCGGAGGAGAGCGGAGACGAGGGCCCGCGGGAGCGCUACUAUCGGGAGAGCUGACGGCCCCGUGACCAACUCCCGGCCUGAGGACCCAUCCGUGCCCCCCGGGCAACCCCUCCUCCUCGCCCUGACAUGACCCGACCCCCCAGGUGUUGGCCCGGUGAUGCCGGCACGAGGCCUGGGGUUCCCCGCGAUGGCGGCCAAAGCCCUUUCUGUGACGAGAGACGCCCCGGCUGCUCCCGGGGCAAGCGGAACCGGGGGCUGCCGGCUGGCACUAUGGGGGCCCAGCGGAGGCCUCGGCCCCCGGCCCCCAAACCCACUUCGGUUGUAAGCAGAGCCUCGUGUU
Molecule: messenger RNA, 2174 nt
Organism: Tachyglossus aculeatus (Australian echidna)
Lineage: Eukaryota; Metazoa; Chordata; Mammalia; Monotremata; Tachyglossidae
Gene: STXBP4
Product: syntaxin binding protein 4
Exons: 18
Coding region: 218-1888 (556 amino acids)
Biological process (GO): insulin receptor signaling pathway; regulation of insulin secretion involved in cellular response to glucose stimulus
Cellular component (GO): cytoplasmic vesicle
Molecular function (GO): syntaxin binding
Source: RefSeq, a predicted model, not a curated record